Entrophospora candida is the source of this 777-nucleotide messenger RNA. Lineage: Eukaryota; Fungi; Glomeromycota; Glomeromycetes; Entrophosporales; Entrophosporaceae. The record is from the annotation of a GenBank genome assembly.
AUGAAGUUUCAAACCAACAGUUACAUCAACAGCAGUAACAAUAAAAGCCUUGAUUCAAAGAAUAAUGAAAAGUUGGAUUUUUUGUACGGAUACUCUGUGGUUUUACCAGCUCUUGAACAAAAACGUCGAAAUUUAGUUCGUUUGUUUUAUCAAGAAACAACUUUUUCUAAAAAGCAAGAUAGGCAGAUAGUUAACCUAUCAAAAGAAUCUUCUAUUCCGGUUGUAAAGGCUGAUAAGCAAGAAUUGAAUCGAUUGGUGGAUAAUCGUCCGCAUCAGGGUGUAGUUUUAAAAGCCUCACGCAUCAAUCCAACUCCUAUAAAAUUUCUUGGAGGCUAUUUCAAUGAAAGUUAUGAAAUCAUAGAGUCAAAUACUAAUUCUACAACAAUUUGUCAAAAAUCUUUAAAAAACCCAUUGCUGCCCUUUUGGCUGGCUCUAGAUCAAAUAGUUGAUCCACAGUGUGAAGGAUUUUCAAUCUUAUUAAUAUUUUUUAAUAAACAUGGAGUUGGCAUAGAAUUUAGGAGCCAUUUUAAGUUGUCCUCUGUACCAAGAAUAGCUAAAGCAAGUUCAGGCGCACUUGAAAUUAUGGAUUUAUUCGAGGUUGGGAGUUUAACAAAGUUUUUAGAGAAUUCAUCAAAAAAUGGGUGGAUUAUUUAUGGAGCUGAUGCAUUAGAAGGCCCCAAAAGGCACAAUGAUAAUUUUAUUUCCGUCAAUGAAUUAUUGUUAACACAAUCGAUAACUCAAAACCCGAUAAUUUUAGAAUUAGACAAAAUAUCAUAA